Messenger RNA from Colletotrichum acutatum, 1440 nucleotides. RefSeq names its product aminotransferase class I and II. Gene Ontology annotation, molecular function: pyridoxal phosphate binding. The transcript is spliced from 2 exons. The coding region runs from base 1 to 1440 and encodes 479 amino acids. Gene Ontology annotation, biological process: biotin biosynthetic process. Lineage: Eukaryota; Fungi; Ascomycota; Sordariomycetes; Glomerellales; Glomerellaceae. The record is from RefSeq and is a predicted model, not a curated record.
AUGCCGGCGAGCGACCGUUUGGACAAGGUUUUUGCCGCGCUCCUGGCCCGCCGGGAGUCAAAGAGCCAGCUCCGGCGGCUGACCCUCGUUCCGGCCGGCAGCGCCGACUUUUCGUCCAACGCCUACCUCUCUCUGUCGACCCACCCCGAGAUUCAGGCUCGGUACCUGUCCCGAAUCAAGGCCCACCUCGAGCCGUCUCCGUCACAGUCACCGUCCCCAUCCCGGACAGUUGAUACUGGAGGUGACAGUACCGUUACCAAGUUCAAUGGCGAUGGCAAUAGCAACGGAAAACCCCACGGCGCAUCUCUCCUCGGCUCCGGUGGUUCACGCUUACUAGACGGCAACGUGUCCCUCGCAGAAUCCCUCGAGAGAGAUAUCGCAGCCUUCCACCGCGGCCCGGCCGGCCUGCUCUUCAACUCGGGCUUUGACGCCAAUGUCGGGCUCUUCAGCUGCGCCCCUCAACCGGGCGACAUCAUCGUCUAUGACGAGCUCAUCCACGCCAGUGUUCACGAUGGCAUGAAACUGAGCAGAGCAGAGAAGAAGAUUGCUUUUGCGCGCAACACGGUAGAUCCCGCCGAAGCCCAGCAGCAGUGGCCACAGAGCUUGAGCGAGGUCCUGUCCAGGUUAACCGAUGGCGAGGAAGGCCGCCUGGUGCGCGAGGGGCGGAAACGCGUCUUCGUCGCCGUCGAAGGGAUUUACAGCAUGGAUGGGGACGUGGCGCCGCUCAAGAAAGUGGUUGAGUGUGUUGAAAGGCUGCUUCCCCGCGGCAACGGCCUUGUUAUUGUCGAUGAGGCGCAUUCGACGGGGCUUCUUGGACCAAGAGGGCGAGGGCUCGUUUGUCAGCUUGGCCUUGAGGAUCGGGUGUGGGCUCGAGUACACACGUUUGGCAAGGCGAUGAGUUGCUCAGGAGCAAUCAUUCUGUGCUCUCACAUCACUCGAUCAUAUCUCAUCAACUACGCCCGGAGUCUCAUCUACACUACCGCCAUGCCCUUCACGUCUCUGGCAAGUAUCAAGACGGCGUACGACUUCAUCGCAAACGGUCACUCUGAACCACUCCUUCGCCAUCUCUGGUCCCUCAUCAACCAGACAAACGAACUUUUGCUAGAAAUGCUGGAACGUCACCGGCCUGAUAGAAACCUGAUGCACCUGGCGCCUGGGAAGCCGAGAUCGCCCAUCAUACCACUCUUCACCUCGGAUCCUCGGGGCCUGGCACAGCACUGCCAGAAGCGGGGGUUCAUGCUGAGGCCGAUUGUUGCGCCUACUGUCCCAGUGGGAAGCGAGCGCGUGAGGAUCUGCCUUCAUGCCGGAAACUCUAUCGAGGAGUUGGAAGGUUUGGUGUCUGCCAUUGAGGGUUGGCUGGUUGCUCAACCGACGCAUCAAGGGCAAUUAUUUGACAAUGCUCUGGUAGGACAACCUGGACCGCCAAAGUCGCGGCUUUAG